GACCUUAGUGCAACUUUCAUGAUUCAUGAAAGUUUCGUGACACAGCUGAUGAAAACCAGUGGCCGUGAAGGUGUCUUUUUCAAAAUCCACAGCAGUUCCGAAGCCGGUUAUCAGUUCGAGCUUCUUUGGUUACCGGAUGAUGUCAGUCAUGAACAAGCUUUGCAAUAUGCUGAAUCAGACAAAGUGCUAGGCCUUGUCGCAAAAAAUGCCAAACAGAAACCAAAAUACGCCCUGCGCUUCAGUUCCAUGCAAGACCUGCAAACAUUUGCUGAGCAAUAUGCCCUUUCCAACUCAGCGUCACAAAGUCGCUGGCGCUUGGAUGGUUUGUCGCCCAUUCUUGGGUCUGCAGGUGUGAUCACCCUAUUAGAAGACCGUCAGUGGGUCAUUGACUCGGUCUUAUAUUUUGGUGAGCGCCACUGUGUCUUCACAGCCAGCACUGUGGGAAAUCUCACACCUAUGUUUUACGAAGUCGAUGGUGAAAGUCAGCAGAUGCGAUUCAAAGCUUUGAGCUUAUCAGCCAGAAAUUCUCAAAUUGAAGCAAACAAAAAAGCAAAGAGCCAAGCCUCUAGCAGUGCUGCUGCUACGGCAACUAAUUUUGGGCAACAGAAAGCAUCUUGGUUGAGAUCAUUACGACCCAAGCGUGAAGAAGCUGCUAUCCCGGUAUCACCUGCGAAAAAUGAAUCUGGAAAACGACCUGCGCCAGCCAAGACCGGUGAAACACCACCAGGCAAGCAAAACAAGGAGACCUGA
This is a messenger RNA of Cladocopium goreaui, 750 nucleotides long. NCBI's taxonomy places the organism in Eukaryota, Dinophyceae, Suessiales, Symbiodiniaceae. The record is from the annotation of a GenBank genome assembly.